CCCAACUUCACACCCAUGUACUUCUUCUUAGCCAACCUUUCACUACUGGACAUUGCAUAUAUCUCCAACACGGUGCCCCAGGUGUUGGUACACCUGCUGGCACCAGUGCGGACCAUACCCUAUCAUGCCUGCCUUACCCAGAUAUUCUUUCUCCACUUCCUGGCUCCCUGAGAGUGCUUCCUGCUCACAGCCAUGGCCUACGACCGCUAUGCGGCCAUCUGCCAGCCCCUGCACUAUCUAGUCCUCAUGGGCCCACGGACCCGGACAGGGCUGGCUUCAAUCUCUUGCCUGCUUGCCUUGGCCAACUCACUCAUCCACACCAUCCUUGCGGCUCUACUCAAGUUCUGUGGGCCUCGCCUUAUCACCCACUUCUUUUGUGACCUCCCUCCACUGAUGAAACUCUCUUGCUCAAGCACGCAGGCCAAUGAACUCGCCCUGUUUUUCUUCAGCUCUGUGGUGGCUCUUGCGCCCUGUGCCUUGGUUGUGAUCUCUUAUAUGCACGUCGUGGCUGCUAUUCUCAGGAUCCACUCCGCUGAGGGCCGACGAAAAGCCUUUUCCACCUGCGCUGCCCACAUCAUGGUGGUCUGUGUGUUCUACGUCACUUCAGUCCUCUGCUACAUCCUCCCCAGCUCUGCAUACUCAGGCUCUCGGGACCGGGUGCUGUCCGUGCUGUAUGUGGUCCUCACUCCCAUGCUGAACCCCAUCAUCUAUAGCCUGCGGAACAAGGAGGUGAAGAGGGCUUUGCUCAAGGCCCUUGGGAAAGAAAGUGCCUCCUAG
Messenger RNA from Enhydra lutris kenyoni (northern sea otter), 777 nucleotides. Its product is annotated as olfactory receptor 3A3-like. The record is from RefSeq and is a predicted model, not a curated record. Gene Ontology annotation, biological process: G protein-coupled receptor signaling pathway. Gene Ontology annotation, molecular function: olfactory receptor activity; G protein-coupled receptor activity. The transcript has a single exon. The annotation marks the transcript as partial. NCBI's taxonomy places the organism in Eukaryota, Metazoa, Chordata, Mammalia, Carnivora, Mustelidae. Gene Ontology annotation, cellular component: membrane.